CAUGAACAGCACUGUUCAUAAAAAUUUCUCCGUCUUUCUUGCAAGAGAGCUAUCGUAAUCGAUACGAACUUCUCGUUUCCGCGUCACCAGCCGAAAUGUAUGCACCAUAAUGGCAGUCGCGUUGUCCUGAAAGCACAAUCCACCCACUUCGGCAUAAUCAACAGACCCAUUGCUUUCCGGGGGAUUACUAGAUCGUUCACGAGAAUGGUCGAGCGGAAGUGUUCUAUAAGUCUACCGACCACUGAGAAAAACAAGAAUCUGUCCUGGGGGGAUAUCAUGAAUCAAGUUGCAAAAGAUAUGUUCUAACCAUAGCUACAGCAGUUCUUUCUUUUAUGUGUCCAACAAAGGUAUGAGCGAGUAGAAAGCAUGCAUGCAACGAACUUGCAUGGCCCUUCUGGCCGGAAGCGCUUCUUUCUUUUCAACAGCUAGGCUGCACAGGAUUGUUGGGUGCACACUGGAAUUUUAAAGAGGUCCGAAUGAGAUGAAGCAACGGCUCAAAGCGGAAUAUGCUACUGUAAGGCAACAGAAUAUGCACCUCUCUGACAGAAUAUGUUUUGGCCUCGCUGAAACAGAGCUGCGAGACGGGAAUCUAUUCACUCUUUUUACCAGCUGAGUGCAUACAGUAUUGCUGCUGCCUCAUCCCUGGCUGUUCUUAAACCCGCUCGAAAUCGCCCUGUGAGUUUGUAUAGGCUGUAGUGUAGUCCUUUCUGUGUAUAGUCCUCUCUUCCUCUUUGUUUGUAUAGUGUACAGGCGAUUUCGAUCCAAGGAACUUCCGGCUCGUCUGCGGAGUUUUGCAGAGAGGAGAAAUGGCCUUCCUGGCAACAGCAGCAGCAGCAGCAGCAGUGAUCACAUUCUUCUUUGCCAUUGUCAAUGUGGAUGCUCACCAGAAGAUGUCAUCGCACGGGAUCAUUGGAAAUGCUAUGGACGAAUCGUCCGGAACGGUAGUGUGGAAGGUCGAGAAACAGGGACUUUACGACUAUUUCAAAUGCGCGAGCAGCACCAGUAGGAGCAGCAACGCAGGGCAUUGCAAGAAACACAGGAUCAUCCAACGACUUCUUGCCGAAUCUCCAAAGUCGAGUCCAAAGCCUGGAUCGGGAACCAAGGCAACAUCACCUUCUUCAACGCCAGCAUUGGCCACUGCUCCAUCCACGAGAGCAUCUGCGCCCUCCACUGGCACUGUACCAACGGCUCCGGUUGCGUCUCCAGUUGUGGCCGCCGUGCCUCCAGUUGUGACGGCUCCAGUGUCGUCUCCACCUGUGGCAACUCCUCCAGUUGCGACACCACCCGUGGUUAUUACGGCUCCACCAGUGGCUACUCCAGUUGUGGCUCCUCCUGUCACUACUCCGGUUGUGGCUCCACCCGUGGCGACACCGGUAACGUCACCACCUUUGGCAACUCCAGUGGCGUCUCCACCUUUGGCAACUCCAGUCACUGCUCCGGUUGUCUCUCCACCUUUGGCUACUCCAGUUACUGCGCCCGUGAUAGCUCCUCCAGUCGCGACUCCAGUGUCAACCCCACCAGUGGCUGCUCCAGUUGUUACGCCCGUGGCUGCGCCCGUGGUGACUCCAGCGAUGGCUCCAGUUGCGGUUCCAGUGACAGCUCCAGUCGUGUCCCCGGUUGUUGCUCCCGUGGCGGCUCCAGUUAUACCUCCUGCGCCAGCCUCGUCUCCAGUUGUGGCUCCAGCUCCUUCUCCGAAGAAGCACAAGAGAUCCCCGGCGCCAGCUCCAGUUCCAGUCCAUGGACCGCCGGCGCCUCCUCUUUCAUCACCGACAUCUCCAGCUACCUCAGUGGAAGGCCCUGACUUUGCACCGAUCACUACUCCUAGUGGAGCUUUAAGAUCGAUGCCCGGAUCGCUACUUCUCAUGGCGUUUUCUCUGGUGCUGGUGGUAUUUGUGUGAUUUGUUUUUGGGCAGUUUUGGCAAUUUUUUUCUUUCUUUUUUAUUUUUAAAUUUCUUACCAGGGCGUUCUUGCAUGAUAAAAUAUUGAAGUAAAAUAAUCGUUACCAAACCAAAUAUAGAUCGAGGUUUCAAUA
Molecule: messenger RNA, 2032 nt
Organism: Selaginella moellendorffii
Lineage: Eukaryota; Viridiplantae; Streptophyta; Lycopodiopsida; Selaginellales; Selaginellaceae
Product: calphotin-like
Exons: 7
Coding region: 807-1898 (363 amino acids)
Source: RefSeq, a predicted model, not a curated record